AUGUCUUCCGAUCACAAGGUCCCGCGACUACCCAAGUUUCCCCCACACAACGCCCCACGAGUCUGGUUCAUUACCUGCGCGAAUAGUCCUGUUGGCAUUUCACUAUGCAGACAUCUACUGGCGCAUGGAGACUACGUGACUGCCGGCGUGCAGCCGGUCGAGUUCGAGCGGGAAGAAGAGCGAAGUCGGGACUUUAAGAGUUUCCUCGAAUCACUGAGCACUCCGGGUCCGACAAAAGACAACAGCCGGCUACGUGUCGUUGCAUUGGACGUCAGGGUCAUGGGACAAUGUCAAUCCGCUGUGGCAGAAGCUGUUCGCUGCUUUGGUCGAAUCGACAUCCUCUUCUGCAGUCACUCAGAGGUGGUUGUAGGGACGGUCGAGGAGCUUUCUCAGAGUGAUCGGACAUUGAGUCUGGUCAAGGAUCAAUUCGAGACGAACUUCUUCGGCCCGGUCAACGCAAUUAAAAGCACGCUGCCUCUGUUCCGUUCGAAGAAGAAUGGACACAUUGUCUUGCUGACAGCCAUCUCUGGCCAUCUAGGAACACCCGGACUCAGCAUGUACUGUGCAAGCCAAUGGGCUAUCGAGGGAUACUGCGACAGUCUUGCCUACGAGAUUGCUCCGUUCAACAUCCGAAUGACCAUUGUCCAGCCGAAUGUGGAGGUCAACCUUCUCACGCAUCGAAUCACAUCUGCACCACCCAUGGCCUGUUAUGCCGAGGAGAACAAUCCAGCACCUCUGUCUCGAAACAUCCUGUCCUCACUGCUGGACCGGAUAGAAGGCUCCGACGAACCAACGACGGGAGAUCAGCUUUACUCGAACGAGGUCACCAGCCUCUAUCCGCCACUGAGCACGACGGUGAAAGAGCGGCUUGUGGCCGAAACGGUCCAUGCUGUGGCCGCGAUUGGCGGCCAUGACAAUCCUCCCGCACGACACAUUGUUGGCUUCGAAGGCGUGACGACCGUCAAGGAGAAGCUGAAGACUGUGAGUGAGGAGCUGGAAGAGUUUGUCGAAUGCAGUGCUGCAGCCGAUAUUGAGAAGACCGAAGAGCUGCAAUCGCCCAUGCAGUCUUCUUCAAUGGCUGUGUUCUGA
Messenger RNA from Zymoseptoria tritici IPO323, 1089 nucleotides. RefSeq lists its product as uncharacterized. Bases 1 to 1089 code for a protein of 362 amino acids. NCBI's taxonomy places the organism in Eukaryota, Fungi, Ascomycota, Dothideomycetes, Mycosphaerellales, Mycosphaerellaceae. The record is from RefSeq and is a predicted model, not a curated record. The transcript is spliced from 2 exons.